This is a messenger RNA of Gadus macrocephalus (Pacific cod), 2163 nucleotides long. RefSeq names its product gastrin-releasing peptide receptor (gene grpr). The coding region runs from base 52 to 1101 and encodes 349 amino acids. Gene Ontology annotation, molecular function: G protein-coupled peptide receptor activity. Gene Ontology annotation, cellular component: membrane. The transcript is spliced from 4 exons. Gene Ontology annotation, biological process: G protein-coupled receptor signaling pathway. Lineage: Eukaryota; Metazoa; Chordata; Actinopteri; Gadiformes; Gadidae. The record is from RefSeq and is a predicted model, not a curated record.
CCGCGCGGACAGUCGAGGACGAACGCAGCGCGCCGCAGCCAUCUAGACACCAUGUGGCAAACUGGCGUCGCCCUGGCUGUAAUCUACGGCAUUUUCAUUAUUCUGGGACUAAUUGGUAACAUCACACUCAUCAGGACGUUUUGCUCCACCAAAUCCAUCCGGAACGUCCCGAACCUCUUCAUGUCCAGCCUCGCGCUCGGAGAUGUUUUGCUGCUCGUGACGUGCGCGCCGGUGGACGCGAGCCGUUAUAUAUCAGAGGAAUGGCUGUUCGGGAGAACCGGUUGUAAAGUCAUCCCGUUCAUCCAACUAACUUCGGUCGGGGUGUCCGUGUUCACGCUCACGGCUCUGUCUGCUGAUAGAUACCGAGCCAUCGUGAAUCCCCUGGACAUCCAGACUUCCAGGACCACCGGCAGCAUCGUCCUGCAGGCGGCUCUCAUCUGGCUCCUGGCUCUGGUCCUGGCCGUGCCGGAGGCCGUCUUUUCAGACCUGCAGACCUUCGACAUCACCAGCACCAACGAGACCUUUGUCACAUGCGCCCCCUAUCCGCACACCGGGGAGCUGCAUCCAAGGAUCCACUCCACGAUGUCCUUCCUCAUAUUCUACCUGAUCCCCCUGCUGGUCAUAUUGGUGUACUACACCCUCAUCGCUCAAAGCCUCUUCCGCAGUGCCUCCAAUUUACCGGUGGAAGGAACCAUCAACAGACGACAAGUUGAGUCGAGGAAGCGUCUGGCCAGAACCGUGCUGGUGUUUGUGGGCCUGUUUGCGGUGUGUUGGCUACCAAGCCACGUGGUCUACCUGUACCGCUCCUACCACUAUUCACAGCCGGACACCUCGAUGGUCCACUUCCUGUUCAGCGUUGCGGCCCGUCUGUUGGCCUUCACCAACUCCUGCCUGAACCCCUUGGCCCUCUACCUGCUGAGCAAGGGCUUCCAGCAGGACUUCAACCAGCAGCUCCGGGGCUUCUGCUGCCCCCUGGUGGUCCGGAGGGCCGCCUCACUCUCCCUGCAGAAGUCUGUUCACGUGACCUCGGUCCGCAGCACGCGACAGCAGUCCCUGGCCAGCCACCACGGACCCCCCGUUUACCAGGAAGGACACUUCUGAGGACCGUGGGGGGUUAUUAUAAUAAUUAUAACUAGAAUUUAUGUAGCACCUUCGCUAGGUCGCUUAUGUUGAUGUGUGUGUGUCUUUGUUUUCUUGCAAAGUGUGUAUAGUGUUAUAGUGAGUAAAGUUUGUAUAGUUUGUGCCACCCGCCUGUGUGUGAUGCAUUCGUAUAUAUGUGCUUGAUAUCAGUAAAUGUGAAGCCUUAACUACAGAAUAGGUAAUUUGUUAUAAUGACCCACAACGUCACCUCUAAACCCAGUAUCAACUGGUCGAAGAAACCGCCAUACCUCAUGUCUAGUUUAUGUCUGCCAAAACAAAAUUCUAUUCGAUUCAAUUUAAAUGUGUUAAUUGAAGCAAUGGUCAUUUUAUUCUGAUCAUAUUCAUUCAUUGAAUUUAUACAACGCUUAGUUUGUUAAAGUGUAGGUGAACCCCCUGUUUCAUUUGAAACUCGAACACUCACAUCAUUCGAGGAUCAUAUGAUAUAUUACCGUGUUUAGAACAAACAAUCCCUUUCAAGGUCCCUCAUUGGCCACAACCAGAAAAUGCCUGUCAAUUCUUGCUGUGUUAACCUGUGACACGUGUUAACACUUGUAACAAUUUAUUUUUCACAUUCCCAGCGGCCUUCCAUAGCAUUGUACCAGUGUACAUUCACUAUCAGUUAUAUUAUGUAGUGUAGAUGUAUAUCAGGUGUGUGCGUUGGUGUUCUUGGUUUGUAAUUGUUGAGAUAAAUGUCUGUCCGUACAUAGAACAAAUGAACACUGUUCUAAUAUAUGAUGCUAACAAUUUGAUGUAAUUUAUAAUCUGUUUUUUAAAAGUAACUGCUAAACUGAACCAAAACUGUAUGCAUAUUGUAGGUAUCUUCAUUGCCUUACGUGUUGUGGACUUGAGAAGAGAAGUUUCAGGAAUGUGUUUAUACUGUAGAACAUCCUACAGGCCUUAUAUCAUAACUUUGCUGCCAUUGUUGUCAAUGGCUGUAUGCCAAUCGCUAAAUGCUCACCUGGUUCACCUGUGAUAAUGGUGUUGAAUAUACUUCAUGUGAACAAAUAAAGGAGUGGUGUGGAA